CCCCCACCCCCUCCCCCCUCCCCCGCCCCGAGCCAUGUUCCCGACCGGAGCGGACUGUGUGAAGUGAGCUCCCUCAGUAUUUAACCGGCGUGGCUUCAGCACUCAGGGGCGGCUCGGGAUUCCUCAUCCAACUCCAGAGAGGUGCUGGAAGAAUUACUUUUAAUCACCUUCACCAAGUCGUCUUUUAAAAGAGAAAAGAUUUAAACUAUUGGGAGGGGAGAACUACCUUCGGCUGGAAAAUUGACACGUUUGAAUUGCACGAUUUUCUGCUUGAGUUCUUUUUAAAUUAAUUUUAGUUUUUUUGUUAAUUUAGUUGGGGUUCACUCUCCCUGCAUCAGGGAGCAGUAUUUUUUAUUAUUAUUUGGGUUGGGGUGCUGGAAUCCUAUCCUGAGACAGCGGGAGGAACCUGAGCAGAUUUUGCUUUAAGUGUUUUGUUUUGAGAGAAGGGGGAAUAGAGAGAGAGAGAGUUCAGCAGAGAAUGGUGUCCGCUCCGAGUCUGUGGCGCCCGCUGCUCUUCGGUUUCACCCUGUGUCAGCUGGGCGGCCCCGCCGACACCAGGAAAAGCUGGAAGGGUGCCCGACAGAACCCCCACUACCGCCGGCCCCAGGGGCUCUCCGGCCGGGACAGGAGUCAGCAGCAACAGGCGGCGGCGCCGGUGGCUGAGACCGAAGAGAGCUUCACUCUGGACUUCACUGCGGUUGAAGGAAACAUUGACAACUUCAUGACGCAGAUCAAGAGCUUGGCUCAGUCCCUCUACCCCUGCUCCGUCCAGAAACUCAACGAUGACAUGCGGCUCCACUUUCUGACCAACUCCUCGGUGACCUGCAACGACGGCACUCCGGCUGGGUAUUACAUGAAAGAGUCGAAAGGCAGUAGGCGCUGGUUAAUCUUUUUAGAAGGGGGCUGGUACUGUUUCAGCAAAGAGAACUGUGACACGCGAUAUGACACCAUGCGCCGGUUAAUGAGCUCCACCAACUGGCCUCGAAGUAAAACAGGAACUGGAAUCCUGUCGCCCCAGCCAGAAGAAAAUCCUUACUGGUGGAACGCUAAUAUGGUUUUUAUUCCUUAUUGCUCAAGUGACGUCUGGAGUGGAGCAUCCCCGAAAUCUGAGAAAAGUGCCUAUGCUUUCAUGGGAGCGCUGAUAAUACAAGAAGUUAUCAAAGAAUUGUUGACUAAAGGUCUGGAAAAUGCAAAGAUUCUCCUGCUAGCUGGAACCAGUGCUGGCGGGACAGGGGUGCUCCUGAACGUAGACAGAGUGGCCGAACAGCUUGAAGAGUUGGGAGUCCAUGGAGUGCAGGUUCGCGGUCUGGCUGAUUCAGGCUGGUUCCUGGACAACAAACAGUACCAGAGGACUGACUGCAUCGACACAAUAUCAUGUGCCCCCACAGAAGCGAUCAAGAAAGGAAUAAGAUACUGGAAUGGAGUUGUACCUGAACUUUGCAAGCAGCAGUUCAGAGGAGGAGAAGAGUGGAACUGCUUCUUUGGAUACAAGAUAUAUCCAACAUUAAGAAGCCCGUUGUUUGUGGUCCAGUGGCUCUUUGAUGAAGCACAACUUACCGUGGAUAAUGUGCAUCUCACAGGGCAACCAGUUCAAGAGGGACAGUGGAACUACAUUCAGAACCUGGGAAGAGAGUUGAAAAAUACUCUUAAGGACGUACCGGCUGUUUUUGCACCUGCAUGCUUGUCUCAUGAAGUGAUCACAAAAAGUUACUGGUUGAAUCUCCAAGUGAAAGGGAUCUCUUUACCACGAGCACUGCACUGUUGGGAUCGCAGCCUCCAAGAUGGUAACAGAAAUGGCAAGAAUUCAAUGAAGGGCUGCCCCAUCCAUCUGACUGAUGGCUGCCACUGGCCUCACUGUAACCCUACCUGCCCCACCAUCAGAGACCAGUACACAGGGCAGGAGAUGACUGUUAUACAAUUCCUAAUGCACAUGGGUUUUGAUAUACAGAAGAUGGCCCAGCAGCAAGGAAUAGAGGUUAGCAAACUACUCGGGAUGCUGAGCAGCGGGAGCUAAAAUACCUGCUCGUUGGGACUGAUGAGACGUUGAAUGCGUUUUUACAAAAGACAAACUGUCCACAUGCAGCGGAGGAGCAGGCAGGCCUUUCUUACCGGACCUCAACAAUCUCUCAAAUCAAAACCUGCAAGGACACAGAUAAAAUACAAAGUGGUGGGAAGCACUGGAUUGAUCAAUGAAACAUAAAAGGAGGAAGGACCCUAGGUCUUUCUAUGCAACUGACAGUCUUCACAGAUUGGAUCACAGAACAAGACAAAACACGGUGAAAUGGAUUCUCUUCCCUUUCAGUUAACAGUGUAACACCGGACAGUGGGAUUCAUGCAGGAUAUGCUGCAGUCAAAACUGAUGCAAACUAUAAUGCUGUGUAUUUUUUAACAAACUAAAACCUGUGCUAAUUUGGUAAUUUUACAUAUUUAUUUUUAUUAUGUAAAUCAUAUUUAUAAGUGUAAUGCAGGCAGAGAGCUAAAUAUGUUUCUUUAUAAAUUGUAAAUACUGUCUCCUAGUCGCAUGUUUUUGU
Messenger RNA from Hemiscyllium ocellatum (epaulette shark), 2531 nucleotides. RefSeq names its product notum, palmitoleoyl-protein carboxylesterase a (gene notum1a). The coding region runs from base 479 to 2014 and encodes 511 amino acids. The record is from RefSeq and is a predicted model, not a curated record. Lineage: Eukaryota; Metazoa; Chordata; Chondrichthyes; Orectolobiformes; Hemiscylliidae. The transcript is spliced from 11 exons. Gene Ontology annotation, molecular function: hydrolase activity.